CCCACGGCCCAUCAUCCUCCCCAACGCCGGUGGCGCAAAGCCGCAAGCAAAACCCUUCCCUUCCUCGGAGAGAAGGUAUCGGCGGCGAGAUUUUCCUCCCUCUCGCCGUCGCCAUGGGCGGCGCCUCCAAGCUGCUCUCCUCCCUCCUCCUCACCUCCUCGCCGCUCCGCCUCCGCCCCUCCGCCGGCGCCUUCGCGCUCUUCCUCUCCCCGCCCGCGUCCCGCCGCCACCUGCUGCUCUCCUCCCCGGCUCCCCUCCGCACCCUCUCCACCGCCUCCGCCUCCGCCGCCGCCGGCGGAGCCUCUUCGGAUUCGUACAGCUCGGGCUCGUGCCACUCUCCUUUUCCCGAGUGGUCACGCCUGGUCGACCGCCUCUCGGCGGCGGGCUACGGCGCGCGCGCACCUUCCCCCGCCGAUGAGCUCGACCUCGACCCCGAAUGCGGCCUGUCGUCCGACGCUGAGGCCGCGGUGUCCUCCUUCCUCGCCUUCGCACGCGACCGGCCUGACCUCCUCAGGUCUCUGCCGAGGAAGGACGUGGAGGUCUUGGUGGCCAACGCGGCGCCGGCUCUGUUCAAGGACGGGGAGGCAUCAGAGCUGCGUCUGCGGCAAUACCUUGCCGGGGAAGGGAGCGAUGUGACUCAGUCAGAGAGAGCGGAAACCAUCGAUAUUGUUCGGUACUUAUUAAGUUACGCAUACGGUUCUCCGGUCAGCUAUUUGAAAGAUAAGGAACUGACUGAUUCAGCUGUGAGAAAUAUCUUGGCUGAGUUUGUAAGUUUUAGUGGAUUUCCUCAAACCUCCAGUUACGCCGAAUCAACAGCUAGGCAAAAUACAUUGGGCUCUAGGCCUCCAGGACAAAAUAUUGAAAUGAAGCGAGGUGACUGGAUCUGUACAAGAUGUAGCUUUAUGAAUUUCGCUAGAAAUGCGAGAUGCCUUGAGUGCAAUGAGCAUCGACCAAAGAAGAUGUUGACUGGUGGAGAGUGGGAAUGCCCUCAGUGUGUGUAUUAUAAUUAUGGGAGGAACAUGUCAUGCUUACGAUGUAGUUGUAAAAGACCAGGAACAAUACCACCAAAUCCUGCUGGUGCUGGUUUAGAUGGAGUGGCACAGUUUCUUAAUACAUCCAUUGUUGGUAAAUCUGAAAUUGAGAGAAAACUCGCUGAAAAUGACCAGAAGGCAGAAAGGUGGUUGAACAAAGUAUCCCAACUUGAUGAUUCUGCUGAUUUAAGUAGUCUAGCAGCCGACGAGGAUUUUCCUGAGAUCAUGCCGAUUAGGAAGGGGGUCAAUAAAUUUGUGGUUAGCACACGCAAGACACCAUUGGAGAGAAGACUGGCAAAUGCACAGUACAGCAGUAACAAUAGCCCCCAAGAUGGAUCAUCUGACUCCAAGAUAAGUAAAACAUUAGACAGGAUUCUUGGGCGUUCUACAUCUACUUCGGUGCAGAACAAUCAAUCUGGUGAUGGAGAUGUAAAUACUAGUUCAAAUAAAACAACAAGCAAUCUUGGUGGCAUUGAUCCUGUUCCUUUCGUGCCAUUAUCUGCAGAUCAGUUUGCUAAGCCACAAAAUAGUUUUGGUGAUGGACAAUCAGACACCCAAAUAAGUACAGAGGCUGAUUCCAUGGCAAAAAGCCAAAUGGAUUCAAUGGAGAGGAGAGAUGACAAGCGAUCAUUUGAUACCACUGAGGAAUGGUCCAAGAAAGUUGCAGAGCUCAGUAAUGUAAAGGACUUUCCAAGUGCAAUUUCUGAUCAAGACUUUCCUGAGAUUAUGCCAAUGAGGAAAGGUGAGAAUCGGUUUGUUAUUAGUAAGAAGAAAGACCGCUCACUGACAUCGCCACAGUACAAAAGGCGCAGUGUGCUCGAGCAUGCUGAUAAUUCCAAUUUCAUCCCAUUUGUCCCAUUCCCUCCUGAUUACUUUGCCAAGAAAAAUAAGCCUGUGGAGAAUUCAUCAGAUGCAGGAAUAGUGCCAGAAGGCCCUCCAUCAGCUGAAAAAUUACCAGAAACAAAAUAUUCAUCUGGAAAUCUGGGAAAUUUUCAGAACAGCUCACAGGUGAUGGGCAGUCAGGCAGCAAACAACAUGAACAAUGAGAACAGGAACGGAAAUUAUCCACAUCAAAACUUGAGUACAAGUGGUUAUGGGUAUGGUGAAAGCAUCACUUAUCAGCAUCAACCACAAUCUCAAGGGAUGGUCGGUCGUUCUGGUGGUGCUUCUGAAACUGGCACUCGGAAUGCAAACAACAACCAGGGAAGCUUUAGCGAAAGCAGAGAUAGAUCUACUUACAACAGGGGAAGCCAUUCCGCACAGCCACCUUAUAAGUCAGGUUAUGGUAACAAUAACAAUGCUUGGAGCAGUAACAACAAUGGCAGCAAUAAUGCUUGGAGCAGCACCAGAGAUUAUGACAAUGGUGGUCGGAGCGACAACAAUCCCUAUUACAACAGCAGUACUUGGAGCAGCAACAGCACCUAUAGCAACAACGCUGCCUGGAGCAGCAAUAGCAGCUACAACAGUAACAGCGCAUGGAGCAGCAAUAGCAGUUACAACAGUAACAGCGCAUGGAGCAACAAUAGCAACAACAGUUGGAGUGGCUCAUACUCUGAUAAUGGCGGCACCGGUAGUGGCAGUUCCGCAUCUAGACCUAACCAAACAGCAGGCUACUCAAGUUACGGAGAAAGUGCGAAUAGAGGAUAUACUGGAAAGAGCUUGGAAGGAUCUGCAGUGAAGGAUCCUGAUCCAUUGGAUAUGUCUGAGGAAGCUAAGGCCGAGAGAUGGUUUAGGAGGGCAGCACAGAUAAAGGACAUCUCCGAGCUCGCCAACAUCCCUGACGAGGACUUCCCGGAGAUAAUGCCGAUGAGGAAGGGCGUGAACAGGUUCGUCGUCAGCAAGAGGAAGACACCACUGGAGAGGAGAUUAACAUCACCUCAGUACAGAAGAAACCUGCCUAUCGUAAGUUCUGAACCGAACGAAGACGCUAACUAAAAAAAAAAGGUGUGGUUACGAAAUUUCCAGUGCAACAGCGAGGAGUUAAAACACCAAGGGCAUUCUUUACAGCAGUUUUGUGAUAAUAAGCCAGCACAAGACGGUUCUCUGUAUUGUAAAAUUUUUGUUCUGAACCUUCCAUUUAUUUUGUACUUCCAGGGAAUCCAUGUUGUAUAUGAAACCUUCGAUACUGAAACUCUGCAUGACACUGUUGAACUAUUACUUUUCUGCGGCUUCAAAUGUCCAAUCUUUCAAUGAAAUUGUUCUUUGGGCUCUAA
Molecule: messenger RNA, 3244 nt
Organism: Oryza sativa Japonica Group (Japanese rice)
Lineage: Eukaryota; Viridiplantae; Streptophyta; Magnoliopsida; Poales; Poaceae
Product: zinc finger protein VAR3, chloroplastic
Cellular component (GO): cytoplasm
Molecular function (GO): mRNA binding
Source: RefSeq, a predicted model, not a curated record